This is a messenger RNA of Cryptotermes secundus, 1527 nucleotides long. RefSeq names its product glyoxal reductase. The record is from RefSeq and is a predicted model, not a curated record. Gene Ontology annotation, molecular function: oxidoreductase activity. Lineage: Eukaryota; Metazoa; Arthropoda; Insecta; Blattodea; Kalotermitidae. The coding region runs from base 538 to 1512 and encodes 324 amino acids. The transcript is spliced from 8 exons.
CAACUGCGUUGCCGUUUCCUCAAUUUGGGCUGCUCCAUUCAGUAGCAUGUGUUCAGCUCACCUCGCCCUCACUGUCAUGCACCACCUGCAUGUCUUUUCCCAUACGUGUAAUUCUGUCGGAGACAUGUAGGGGGUAAGCCGGCUCAUUGGCAUUGGCCAAAUAGUCAGUUAAAUGGAAACUUCCUAUUUUCAAAGCAGUUUUUCUGAUAUAAUCUCCACAUAUUCACAGAUAUUCUGUACUUUAUUAAUAAAUGUAACAUUCUGUAAUGUCGUCGUUUUGUAGUCGAGUACAGUUAUUUUUGUUCACAGUCGUGUGGUGAACCUUGGGUAUUCAACUUUGCCUUGAAUCAUUGAGGAUCGUUGUAGAUUGUGAUUAAUGUUUAAUUCGUAACUGUGAAGUACUAUAUAAAGACUGAAAUUAAUAGUUUAAAUCUGGACGUAUAUUCGAGAGAUUAUCAAGAGUUCUGCCACGAAAGACUUCGUAAUCGUUAAAAUGUCCACAUAAGUUCCCAUCAUUCCCAUACCCGAUUGCAGGGUAUGUUACGGGUCACCAUUUGCAGCGCUGUGUUGUUUCAUGUGUGUCUCUUGUCGUGUGAAUACAACGGGGGGAGUUUGGACUCCAACAUUUCGUCAAUGGCAGUGCAGAAGCAGUACUUCACAUUGAACACUGGCCAGAAAAUGCCAAUGGUUGGAUUAGGUACAUACAGGAUUCAUGGCCAAAGUGUAAUACAUAGAGUUAUUGAGGCUGGAUUGAAGGCUGGUUAUAGAGCAUUUGACACAGCUGCUGUUUAUCGAAAUGAGGAAGCGAUAGGGCUAGCUUUGAAGACCCUGCUACCAAAAUUCAGUCUCUCCAGGGAGGAUAUAUUUUUGACAACAAAACUUGAUCCAGGUGACCAUGGAGUGGGUACCACUACGAAGGCUGUGAAAAGUUCGUUAAAGAAGCUCGGUACUUCCUACGUGGAUCUGUACCUGGUUCACUGGCCAGGGGUAUCCAGGUUACCCGUGUACAGUCCUGAUAAUGCCAUAAUUCGUUCAGACACUUGGCGUGAGUUGGUGACACUGCAUCGGCAAGGACUGUUGCGUGCCAUCGGGAUAUCCAAUUACACUGUGCAGCAUCUAAAGGAGCUCAUUGAAAAUUCUCACGGGGUCAUUCCUGCUGUAAAUCAGGUUGAAUAUCAUCCUCACUACAAACAGCCUGAAUUGCUGAAGUUCUGCCAAGAUCGAGGUAUUCUGUUGCAAGCUUACUGCUCACUUGGGGGCUCCUCAGACCGGCGUCUGUUGGAAGAUGCUACGGUAGGAGCCGUUGCCAAGAAACUUGAUCGGUCUCCAGCGCAGGUGUUGUUAUGUUGGGCUUUACAGCAAGGCAUUGGUGUCAUUCCAAAAUCUGUGAGCCCAGACCACAUUUCCGAUAACAUAAAGCUGGAUUUCAUCAUUUCUGAGAGUGAUAUGGUUACGCUGAAUAGUAUACCGGUUGUGGAGAAGUAUGCCUGGGACCCCACACCAGUGCUCUAACCGCACCAUUUCUUC